CGGCAACUCAAGGAAAUCUGCGUCCUUUUCCAGCUCAAGAAAGAGCAUUAUCAAUCUUUCAGAAGUCUGGCAAUAUACCAUCUUCGGAAGAAUACCACUGUAGCUCGCCUCAAAGAGCAGCUCAAUGACAUCUCUGGACAACCUAUUGUAGAGCUCGCGGUCAGCUUCUUGGCCACGUACGGACCAGCGUUGUGGCCUGCCGACUCAAAGUUCCGAACGCAUCUGCUCAAGGCACAUCUCGGGAUUUGGGGCAGCAAAUUCGGUUUAGGGACGCCAAGCUAUGUGAAAGACGCUUCUAUGACUGUCUGGGCAAGAGCCAAAUACCGGAAAGAGAAUGGAGGUCGUGAUCCAAGACGCGAUGCGGAGAUGGGAGGCUCCAAGCUUGGGAAGCUGAUGAGCAUGUAUUUCGAUGCACUUCUGCCUGUCAUUGAUGAGGCGGGAGGAGAAGGGCAGCUUGAUGGUGAAGAUCUGUUGAAUGCCAUUCUGAAAAGAGGGAGAAGUGAUGGAGAAGAAACGGUGGAAAUAGGUGAUACUGAAACUUCAAAUGCGGCCCACGAGUCAAUCUCAAGGGAGUCCAGUCCUGAAGAGCCACUUUCAGCAAUCGUCCGAAGGAAUAAGACCCAAAUACCAAAUGCGGAUAAGGGUCCGCUGGCAAAUUCCGGACAUGUUCAUCACGGAGCAUUGCUGCCAGUGCCUCUUGAUACCACCCACCAGAGCAUAGCAGCCAACGUCGCAUCACGAGACUCAAGUCGUGACACACCACUCGUGAUCGAACGCGUUCAUCGACUGCUCGCUCAUACGUCAUUCACUAACUCAUCUUCCGGUGAGAACACAGUUACUUUCGCAGGAGCAGCUCCGCAGAAUAGUACCUCAAGUGCAAGUCCGACGGUAGACACGCCUUCCACUGAAUGGGAAGUACCAGCUGCAGCAUCUUCAGCGAUACCUCAGGCGUCAAACUCACAGCCUGAGCCCAAAGCCAUCCAAUCCGUUGACGAAGGCUCAGCGUCAAUGUUCAACUCACUGAUGGACAUCACUUCAAACCUAGAUGCUUCACCUGGCGCUGAUGCGGAAAGUGCCUCCGAGCAGGAUAUCCACGACCAGCUCCGAGGGCCCAUCGACAAUGUCGAAGGUACCGCGAACAACCAUAACCAGCCGUGUCAGCCAACCACCAAUCUUGCAUUACUCACAUCCACGCCUUCGAACACACACGCCAUGACACAGCCGUCAAUCUCUCAGAUGGACCAAGUGCCAGCAGCUACGCGUCCCGUCAGCACUAUCAGACGUUGUAUUCCAGCACCAGUGCAAUUCGAACCGGCUGGCACUUCACGCAAGCGACCAGGCAGAAUUUCUUUCGAAGGAGUUCCUUCGAAGCGGAAGGCAACAGACACCAUGGACCCACCGCCACUGCCACUGCCGCCUCACUUAUGGACACCAAUCACUGCUGAAACGACUUGGCGACCUAUACCGGAAGUUAGUGGUGACUGGGACGGAAUGAGGGAGAGACUUCGGCUGAUGAAGAUUGCUACCGAUGGGCUUGGUGGUUUGCCGAGAGUUUGA
This is a messenger RNA of Pseudocercospora fijiensis CIRAD86, 1557 nucleotides long. RefSeq lists its product as uncharacterized. The transcript has a single exon. The annotation marks the transcript as partial. Lineage: Eukaryota; Fungi; Ascomycota; Dothideomycetes; Mycosphaerellales; Mycosphaerellaceae. The record is from RefSeq and is a predicted model, not a curated record.